GGGAUAACCUAUAAGUAGAUGCCUGUUAGCUACCAAUAUUGACUUAAAUAGGUAUAAAGUAAUAUUUUACUGUUAUUUGCAUGCAUUUGAAUCUGGUAUAUAAAGCGACAGUUUUGCCAUGUGAAGAAGUUGAAAAACCUAUGCCCCCCUGCUUGUAUUUGGUAUAUUCCGAGAUAAAUAUUUACAACAAAAUGGCGGCCAUUGUAAGUUUUGCAGGCAAGUUCGUAGGAUUUUCCGGCUAAGUUCGGAGCGGAUUGGCGAUGGCUGACAGCAACGGAAGGUGCCAACAGACCAACAACCCCAGGAAGAGAAAGUGUGAUUCUGCGACAUCCAACCAAACAGGCACCAAGUGUGCUGUGGAGGACGGCUUCUCGUGGUGGACCUGCCUGAUGCUGGGAAUGCCGCACGAGAAAUCCCAACCUCACACCAGGCCUGUCCAGAACUCUGCUCAAACCGUGCCUGUACAAAACUCUGCUCACAUACUGCCGCAUGAGAAAUCCCUGCCCAGGCCUGUCCAGAACAAUUCUCACACCGUGCCCGUCCAAAACUCUCAGGACUGCUGACACAGUGCCGCACGAGAAAUCCCAACCGCACACCAGGCCUGUCCAGAACUCUGCUCAAACUGUGCCUGUACAAAACUCUCAGAACUGCUGACUCAACAAGUUUCAAGUUUAUUUAUUUUAACAGGGCUGUUUGUAGCCUGUUACUAGUGUUACCUUCUUCAGGUUUUUAUAGGAUGGGGCAAUUUUGGAAGAUCGCCGAUGGGCUUACAAUGUCCGACUGUAUAGGAAACAUUAUGGGGACUUGGGGUGUUUGAAGGAUUUUGUUUUAUAUCAUACUCAAAGUUUUCAAAAGGUCUUUUAUAAAACAUUUGAGGCAUUCCAGGAGUGAGCAAAAUUUUAGAAUUUUACAAGAAAUUAAAUGUUCUUUCAGUUCACUGUUUGUAAAGCCAAUGUCCAAAAUUGAAAGAUGUUUUAUAUAAAGUACUUUAUAUGUAAAUUUGUACCAGUACAAACAUCAAGUCCAGCCUGAGGCUGUGCGAGGAUUUCUGUACUGUGGGAAUUUGGAGGUGGAGAACAUUUGGGAGGACGGCUGUCGUUAGAUGGAGAACUCAGACCCGCCUCCAACUGCCACUCAAACUGCUUCUCCUAGCAACUGUCAUGUGACUGCAGAAGCCGGCUGUGAUUGGCUGGCAGCCCUAGAGCGGAGUCAUGUGACUGCAGAAGCCGGCUGUGAUUGGCCGGCAGCCACAGAGCGGAGUCAUGUGACUGCAGAAGCUGGCUGUGAUUGGCCGGCAGCCCUGGAGCGGAGUCAUGUGACUGCAGAAGCUGGCUGUGAUUGGCAGGCAGCCCCGGAGCGGAGUCAUGUGACUGCAGAAGCUGGCUGUGAUUGGCCGGCAGCCCUGGAGCGGAGUCAUGUGACUGCAGAAGCUGGCUGUGAUUGGCCGGCAGCCACAGAGCGGAGUCAUGUGACUGCAGAAGCCGGCUGUGAUUGGCCGGCAGCCCCGGACCCCCCCCUGCCCAGUGACUGCUGCGGAGGGGGGUGUGACCCGUGUGUUUAUGACAUCUAUGACCAGGAGCUGAGGCUGUGGCAGGAGGAGUGCAGAACUCGCCGGGAAGGGAAAUCAGCUUCACAGGAAAGCAACGAUCGUCGGACGGACGGGCCGGCGCUGAGUCCAGACAACUACACGACCUUCAAGUUGGAGAACAUCCAGCAGCUGACCUUUGACAUGACCUCUGAGACAAAUGUGUACAGGUUCCAAAUCCCUGGGAACGGCCAUCUUGGAUUAACCACAGGACAGCACCUCAUCGUAAGGUACAGGGGUCGAGUGUCCGGCAGGUCGGUGACCCGACAGUACACUCCCAUCAGCCCCCUGGAGGCCAAAGGUUACUUCGAGGUUCUGAUCAAGGUGUAUGCGGCAGGUGAGAUGUCCAGGUACGUGCGCACCUGGCAGGUGGGAGACCUGGUGGAGUGGAGAGGGCCCUUCGGAACCUUCACCUACCGACCAAACCAGUACCGGCAGGUGGUGAUGGUUGCCGCGGGAACGGGGGUCACGCCGAUGCUGCAGGUCGCAGGUCGUAUCCUUGGUAACGAGUUGGAUGAGACGCGGGUGAGGCUACUGUACGCCUGCAGACGCUACCGAGACAUUCUGCUGAAAAACUCUCUGGACGAGAUGGCGGCUUUCUGGAACUUCUCUGCCUCCUAUUGGCUCAGUCAGGAGAAUCCAAAAAACUUCCAGCCCAAAUAUGGAGAUGAGAUCCACCACGGCCGGCUGGACCGGGCCGUUCUGUCUGCCGAGCUGCCUCCCCCUGGAAGUUCUGUGCUGGUGCUGAUCUGCGGAACCCGAUCCUUUAACUCUGACAUGGAGGCAAACUUACAGGCCCUGGGCUUCUCGCAAACAGACUUCUUCAGGUUCUAAAGGCCCUGGGCUUCUCGCAAACAGACUUCUUCAGGUUCUAAAGGCCCUGGGCUUCUCUCAAACAGACUUCUUCAGGUUCUAAAGGCCCUGGGCUUCUCGCAAACAGACUUCUUCAGGUUCUAAAGGCUCUGGGCUUCUCGCAAACAGACUUCUUCAGGUUCUAAAGGCCCUGGGCUUCUCGCAAACAGACUUCUUCAGGUUUUAAAGGCUCCGGUUUUAAUGAUUCCAACUUGAUAUGACUGAAGCAGCAGGUGUUUUUGCAUGUUUUCUAACGUUUAGACUGGUUGUGUUUGUUGUGAGUUCUACUGGAAGGCACAGAGGCCUUGCUGCAGUACAUUCUAAGGUGCUGGUCGUAUGAAAGACUGUAUCAGUAUCACGGCUUGGGUUCAUGCAGACAACAUGAAAGCAGUUUUCUAACAAACUCAAGUUACAUUUUAGUUGGAAGCUGAUGCUUUCUUUAUAGAAAAUUGUUCUGACAACAAUGUCGGGCACUUUACUGCAAACUGGCUGGGAGUUCAGCCAUUUUAUCCCACCACAAGCUGGCUGGGGCGUGUGUAAAAUUGUUUUAUUUUAAGUCUGAACACCACUUUUUACACCUUGCAUAAUAAAAAUGGCCGCUUUAGGAUGGGUAACCCCUUCCAAGGCAGGUCAUGUGACCGUAACUUUGUUUCUAACUUUUCAGAUAAAAUCGCGUGAGAAUCUAAUAACUAGCCUCCUCCUAAAUGUCACCUGACCUUCACCUGACCUUCAGAAUUCAAAGGUUCACAAAAAAAGCCAUGCCCAGUGUCAAAGGUCAAGGCCUUUGCUCUGCCGAUAUCCAAAAUAACAUCAGAGAUGCAGCUACAUGUAUUUCACACUAGGAGUACUAGUGUAUGGGCAUCUCCUCUCCCACAGUCACAGGGAGAAAACUCCUCUUUCUGGUUCAUACCUGCCAAACCCCAAACAUUCAUACUGAAAUAUAAUACGGAACAAAGAGACAAGAAAUUGGAUGUCAGAGUUUCAGUUCCAGUUUUAUUAGAUUGCCUGCCAUGUAACAAUGCUACAGUACUACAACAUGACAUGGCAUGUCAAUGUUCACAAGUGAUGUUACACUCAAUUACACAGGAAUGUGCUAAGAUGGACAUGUAUAAUCAUAUUUCAAUUGAUAAAAAUCCUUCAGAAUAUAAUAAACAGUGAUCACGGCUUAUUGGAUAAGAUCAAUGUAUCAGAGAUGUAUAAAAUCACAGAAGCUGCGAAGAUCAGCUCGUGCAUAGUAACUUCAUCGCGCGCCGUAAAAACGCUGAGUCAGCUGUUUCAGCUGAGCUCAACUACAGUAGCAUUGAGCUGGGAACUACAGUAGCAUUGAGCUGGGAACUACAGUAGCAUUGAGCUGGGAACUACAGUAGCACUGAGCUGGGAACUACAGUAGCAUUGAGCUGGGAACUACAGUAGCAUUGAGCUGGGAACUACAGUAGCAUGGAGCUGGUAACUACAGUAGCACUGAGCUGGGAACUUAAGG
Branchiostoma belcheri (Belcher's lancelet) is the source of this 3917-nucleotide messenger RNA. RefSeq names its product NADH-cytochrome b5 reductase-like. NCBI's taxonomy places the organism in Eukaryota, Metazoa, Chordata, Leptocardii, Amphioxiformes, Branchiostomatidae. The transcript has 8 exons. Bases 1103 to 2419 code for a protein of 438 amino acids. Gene Ontology annotation, molecular function: oxidoreductase activity. The record is from RefSeq and is a predicted model, not a curated record.